Molecule: messenger RNA, 1066 nt
Organism: Leptidea sinapis
Lineage: Eukaryota; Metazoa; Arthropoda; Insecta; Lepidoptera; Pieridae
Gene: CPR69
Product: larval cuticle protein A2B-like
Exons: 1
Coding region: 443-958 (171 amino acids)
Cellular component (GO): extracellular matrix
Source: RefSeq, a predicted model, not a curated record
UCCCAAUAAACUUAUCGAUGGUAACUCACAUUACACGCUGUCUGUCAAUGGGAUUACGUAUAGCUUACCAGCGAUAGAAGUUUGUAUGAAAAUUGUAAUUCACGCAUCCCAAUAUAAGACGAUAAGAAUGACUUAUCGGGUAUAUUGGGAGAGCUUCAGAUUAUUGACAGCUAAUUACUGACUGUAGAAGGUAGUAACUUAUAUCUAUCUGUAGAUAGUAUAUUGGGAACGGCCGUUAGAGUCCAAUGCUUUCUGUCGAUAGGUUAUUGAAAUGUAAGUAAGCGUAAAAUGAUAGAUUUGUCUAUAUCUAGUAAGUUAAACUAAGGAUAGAUAGGUUAUUGAAAACGGCCGUGAUCUGGGGGAGGCCUUUCUCCAACUGUAGACGUCUUCCGGCUGAUGAUGAUGAUUACGAAUAAUACCCACCCCAUUAUAAAAGAUAAACAUGUUGUUCCAGAUUGUAGUAUUCAUCUGCGCAGUAGGCGUUGCCUCUGCAAGUGUGGUCGUCUCCGCACCAUUAGCGCGAGUCGACCCCCUACCACAAUACUCCUACGGAUACGACGUCCAAGAUUCGCUGACCGGCGACUACAAGGGACACCAGGAGCACAGAAACGGCGAUCUUGUCACUGGAUCCUACUCAGUCGUUGACCCUGAUGGCACAAGAAGGAUCGUGGACUACGCAGCUGACUCUAUCAAUGGGUUUAACGCAGUCGUUCGGCGCGAACCUUUAGUGGCCGCUGCUAGAGUACUUGCGCCUGCCCCAGUUCUAGCACCUGCCCCAGCUCCACUAGUAGCACCAGCCCCCGCUCCCUACCUUGCGCCAUCCCCCUACUACCCCCGUGCUCCCCUAGUGGCCCCAGCCCCAGUAUUACCAGCCCCCGCAGUAGCCAGGGCUCCACUCUUUGCCCCAGCCCCAGCUCCAGUAUUCGCCCCCAGAUUAACCAACCCUUACUACUGGUAGAUGGAAUAUUACAAUUUUUUUGUUACAUAAAUGUACUUACGACUUAUCUUUAAGUUUUUUAUACCUAAUUGUUAUUUAUGUUAUUAAAUUUCUUUGAAUGAAUUAUAA